CGGCCACAGUCAUGCGAGCUCAAAAGUCAGAGGUAGCAUUACAAUAACAGACCGCAGCUUAUGUAUUAAAAUCAUUUAAAAAAAGGCUCAACAGUUAUUGAUGAGGAUUUAAUAACCCAUAAGAACCUGGUUCCCAGUAUGUGUCAUCGAGUCAAUGAUGUCAUGAAGCUGUGCUGCGAGUUAUCUGCCAAUCAGCAAAUCCAGACCACGGUGAAAGGCUCGGGGAAGGGGGCAGCAGCGGCCGGAGGGCUGGCCUUUGCUGGAGGGUUGGUCGGGGGUCCUCUGGGUAUUGCUGUGGGCGGUGCCGUCGGAGGCCUCCUGGGCUGCUGGCUGACCAGUGGACAAUUCAAACCGCUGCCUCAGAUCAUCAUGGAGCUCAGUCCCCAGCAGCAGCAGAAGCUCUACGCUGAUCUCAUGCUCGUCCUGGGGGACGUUCAGUGGACAGAUCUGGUGCAGCUGUCUGCUUUGGUGAUGGGCAACGCCGCCCUGAAGCAGCAGGUGACCGCCGCCCUGCUCGGGUAUAUCACCAAGGAGCUCCAGGCGGAGGUGCACUACGUGGAUUAGGGGGUGGGUGUGUGUGUGUGUGUGUGUGUGUGUGAAACAAUGGAGAAGUCUUUGACAAUAAUGUGAACAAUUUUUUUAUGAAGCCAGAAAGACCCUUAACUGAAGGUGAAAUCACAUUCACAGCAACGGGUGUCACUGGCUAAAAAGCAGGUUUGCAAAUUAUUAUAAAUUAAAACAGCUGUUUAUCUGGGAUAACAUACUGACGGGCGGCCACUUCUCAGUUAAAGAAAUCAUUUAUUUAUUAUGGCUCUGAUGAUCGUGGCUGGUUUUAAAUGUUACUCUGGAUUGACUACUCAAAUGAUGUGAACAGCACACUCAUAUUUAAAUGCAGAGGAUUGUGUACAAAAUGAGUGGCAACUGUUCAGAAGUGAAAUAUUUUUGAUUUGAUGUGAAUUCAGCAAGUUUACAUUUUUUUUAUUUGUGUACAGCAUAUUGUAUUGUCAUCACAUUGGGUCAGUUCAAACUAUUAAUUGCUUUCAGCAAUUAAAAAUUCUUAGUUACACUGUUUGCUCCUGCCAUUAUAAAAGUGUAACCUAUGAAA
This is a messenger RNA of Scophthalmus maximus (turbot), 1105 nucleotides long. RefSeq names its product protein C19orf12 homolog. The transcript has 3 exons. Lineage: Eukaryota; Metazoa; Chordata; Actinopteri; Pleuronectiformes; Scophthalmidae. The record is from RefSeq and is a predicted model, not a curated record. The coding region runs from base 139 to 564 and encodes 141 amino acids.